UUUUGUGCUUUCCCUUUUCUCCAAAAACACCGUUUCAGAAUGCAGUCAAUAUGAAUUCAUGGACUGCUUGCAUUCAAACUCCCCUGCCAUUAUCAAUUUCCAUAAGCUCUUUCACAGUAAACAGUCGAACUAAGAAAUCCAAUCAUCAUGGUUGUUCGAGUGGUGACAAAGGUUAUGCGUAUUCAGCGACAACAUAAGACGAAUAUUGGAACCGUGAAAGGAAAAGGUGCAGUGACAUCCCAUCUCAAGCGGCACACGGGCAGAUUUCUUCAUCUUUCAUCAAGUAAGAAUUUUAUAAAUCUAAAUUCUCUUUUCUUUUCAUUUAACCAUUUACUUAUUUCACUCCAGUUCUUCUCUCCAUUAGUUUCUCAGGCUAUGUUCUUCUCACUCAUCAUCUACUACUCCGGCGACAUGCUUCGAUUUGUCCUCUUCCGCUCCGGUAAAAAUCAUAUGCUGCCAAUGUUGUGCGCACCGCUGCCUCCUCCUUGGUUUUUUUACUCUGUUGCAGCUGGGUUCAUAAUGGUGUUGGGUUUCUUUUCCUCGGUUUUGUGCUGAUAAAAUCCGCUUCUUCAUUUUUCAAUGUCUUAUUCAAUCAUUGGUUUUUUCUUUUUCUUUGUGCUUUGGGUUGCAUGUUUUCUUUGAUUUCCAUUUUAUUUCUUAACACCGAUUUUUUUGUGAAUUUCCUAACUCUGCAGAUUUAAUGAGAAAAAAAGGGUUAAUUUUGUUAACGAUAAGCUAGGCCCUCUUUUCUUAUGUAUGAUGCUAUAUAUGUCUAUGCUACUGUUUGCAAAAAAGAAACCAUGACUUGGAAAUGCAGAGUUGGAAAUCAAUGAGAGGCCAUUGAAACAUCCUUUCUUGGAUUUUGGAAAUCACAUUUUUUCUCCUCUCAUUGAGUUUGGUAUCUCUAUAUUUGUUCUUUUUGAUCAAUCUACAAGUGCAC
Molecule: messenger RNA, 940 nt
Organism: Lotus japonicus
Lineage: Eukaryota; Viridiplantae; Streptophyta; Magnoliopsida; Fabales; Fabaceae
Exons: 3
Coding region: 148-555 (135 amino acids)
Source: RefSeq, a predicted model, not a curated record